AUGAACCUGGAGCUCCGAAUGAGCAGUCAGCCACUCAGUAGAAUCGCUAGAAGUGAGCUUGGACUGACCCCAUAUCGUGUUCAAAAGACUGGAAUUCUGUCGGGAAACAACAAUCUGGUACGCGUCCAGAAGUGCAAGUCGACAUUUGCUGGCACGCGCCAAAAUGAACACAUGAAUAUGAUAAUUAGAAAGUAUUCAGUAAACUAUUGUCCAAUUUUCAUGUUGAUACGGGUUAUUUUGGCAAAGUUACAUCACUUUGAAUGUGUUACCAUACUUUUGCCGCACCCUGUAUAA
Molecule: messenger RNA, 294 nt
Organism: Caenorhabditis briggsae
Lineage: Eukaryota; Metazoa; Nematoda; Chromadorea; Rhabditida; Rhabditidae
Exons: 2
Coding region: 1-294 (97 amino acids)
Source: RefSeq, a predicted model, not a curated record